Megalopta genalis is the source of this 1651-nucleotide messenger RNA. The record is from RefSeq and is a predicted model, not a curated record. Lineage: Eukaryota; Metazoa; Arthropoda; Insecta; Hymenoptera; Halictidae.
AGAGGACGUUAUUGCACAAUCUGUUGCACGAUGUUCGGAAGCACGAUAAGGAUCGGAACCAUAAACAGCCGUCAACCGUGGCGGCCAUUGCGAGCCGGAAAUCUCUCGUCGUUGAUGUACCCUAACUUCGUUUUCUCGCUGACACUCGGACUCUUUCCUUACAAGAGCAAUCCCACGGGAUACGUGUUCACGAAAAUGCGAUUCGUUUGGUCGAUGAUCACGCAACUGGUCUACGUAGUACUAUUGGCGUUUGCACUGUACGACAUAAACGUGAACCUCAACAAUAGCACGGUCGAGGUGAUCGACCUGAACGCGUUCAUGAUCUCGGAGGGAUUGAUGAUACUGGUGAUGCAUGGUUUGGCGUACCAGAGGUUUCAUUUGCUGGAAAAAUUGGGCAAGCUCACGCGGAUGCUAUCCGAGCAGGACUUCGAGAACAUGGCGAAGUUCGUGCACACGAAGGACAUCUUCGGCAUCAUCUUCCUCAUCCUGCACCUGCCGAACUGUAUCGUUGGUUUGAACCAGGCGACCUUGAGUUGUCUAACGAUUUUAUACGUGCUGUUGGUGUACCUGGCCCUGGACAUGACCUACGUGAACUGUGUCUACGUAUUGAGAGCGUGCUUCGUCAAAAUCAACGAGAACUUGAAGCAGUUGAACGAACACAAAAAACCAUUGCUGGCCAGUGUGUCCUCGCAAAGAGGACGAAGUUUCCUGUUGCUGGUGAAGCUGAAACACUACGAGGAGCUGCACCAGGAGACCAGCGAUGCUGUCCAGUACUUGAAUAAGGCAUUUCUCUUUAGGAUCAUCGUCGCGACGAUCGUCACGUUCACUGUGGUUACAUUCAAUUUGUACUUUGCUAUCCUGUUUCACAGCACCGGGGUUAAGCAGUAUAAGUUUAAGAGGGUGUUUUUCUUCCCGCAUAUCGAAGCAAUGACGUUUUAUCUCGGUAAGUUCGCGAUGAUGAUUAUGAUGUGCGAGUCCGCGAAGAAGAAGGCUCAGGAAAUUUGUACAACGGUUCACGAGAUCCUUAGCAAGUGCACCGACGAAAAGGUCAGGCAUGAGGUAAUUGAUCAAGUCUUUGCGGCUUCCGUGAAACGUUAGUUUGUCUCUUGGAAUAAAUUGAGAUUUAAUUGGUCAUUGUAGGGCAACGUAGCACCUCGAAGAUUUGCCGGAUCAAACAUUUGCAAGCGAGAAAAUCAAAAUUGUCUGUAUCGAUCGCAAGGUACAGAAACUGCGUAAAUUGUUGUUUCUUUUCCUUGCGAGAAGAUUCGAUCAAUUAAAUAAAUUUAUUGCAAAGAAUUUAUUUCUGGACGACCUAAUGCUAGAAAGUUUGUGGCGUGGACGUGACAUUAUUAUAAUGAUAUUCGGUAACUAGAAAAACAAUUCGGUAACUAACAGGUGUGAUUUUCCAGCUGAGAAUGUUUGCAUUGCAUGUGUUACAUCGGGAUAACAGGUUUUGCGCAAAAGCAAUUACGAUGGAUGCGAGACUCUUAACGCAGAUUGUUGGCGGAAUUGCAAUGUACAUGUUGAUACUGUUCCAAUUUCGAAUAAAUGACGCCACCUGUAGAAAUCCUAAGCAUGUCGAUGUAUAAUGUCACGCUGUAUGUGAAUAGAAUCUAACAUAGUGCAAUAAAUAAACGAAGAAUUGCCGUCA